Larimichthys crocea (large yellow croaker) is the source of this 5746-nucleotide messenger RNA. Its product is annotated as aggrecan core protein-like. The record is from RefSeq and is a predicted model, not a curated record. The coding region runs from base 1 to 4422 and encodes 1473 amino acids. Lineage: Eukaryota; Metazoa; Chordata; Actinopteri; Sciaenidae. Gene Ontology annotation, molecular function: hyaluronic acid binding. Gene Ontology annotation, cellular component: synapse; perineuronal net. The transcript is spliced from 18 exons. Gene Ontology annotation, biological process: positive regulation of neuroblast proliferation; glial cell differentiation; central nervous system development.
AUGGAUGACUCUGAUAUGCUGAUCUCUUUCACAGACCCAGAGGAUGUUCUGAGUGUUACCAUUCCUCUGGAGGAGCCACAGCAUCCUCUACUAGGAGGAACGUUGGAUCUACCAUGUUACUUUGAGGACCACACUGCCCCAGACCCAGGAGCUCCCACCAUCGCUCCACUUUCUCAUCGUAUCAAAUGGAGCCUUGUCACCAAAGAAAAAGUCACAACUAUUUUGGUAGCCUUGGAAGGACAAGUGCGAAUCACCGAAAGCUACCUGGACAGAGUUCACCUGCUGGGAUACCCUUUGACUCCUACAGAUGCUAGCAUCAAGAUAUCUGAGCUGCGAUCCAGUGACUCAGGAGUCUACCGCUGUGAAGUUCAGCACGGCAUCGAGGACAGCCACGACAUCGUCCAUGUGCAGGUUCAAGGUCUGGUGUUCCACUACCGAGCCAUCAUGGGCCGCUACACUUUGACUUUUGAAAAGGCAAAAGCGGCGUGCCAACAGAACAGUGCCGUCAUGGCUUCACCUGAACAGCUUCAAGCUGCCUUCGAUGAUGGAUUCCACCAGUGUGACGCUGGCUGGCUUUCUGACCAAACUGUCAGGUAUCCAAUCCAUGAUCCUCGUGUGAACUGCUACGGUGACAAAGAGGAACAUCCUGGUGUCAGAACAUAUGGAGUAAGAGAGCUCAAUGAGACCUAUGACGUGUACUGCUUCACCGAGAAGAUGAUAGGCAGAGUUUUCUACACCGCUUCUGCAGAGAAGUUCACCUUCUCUGAGGCUAUGAUGGCAUGCUCCAAACAGGGAGCUCAGUUGGCCACUACUGGUGAACUCUACCUGGCCUGGCAGGGUGGUAUGGAUGUGUGCAACGCUGGAUGGCUGGGAGACAGGAGCGUCCGCUAUCCCAUCAACAUUCGUCGACCACAGUGUGGUGGGGGACUGUUGGGAGUGCGAACUGUUUACCGCCACACAAACCAGACAGGAUACCCACUUCCCGAGUCCCGCUAUGACGCCUUCUGCUACAUAGAGUCUCCUGAUGAGGAAGGUUCAGGCAUCAUAGAAGAGGGCAGUGGUGUGCUGAGUGUUACCACAGUGACGCAGAGCCCAGAGGUGUUCUUCAGGAGCACGACCACGGAGAGUGAGGCAGUCGGUGAGGUGGAGACUCAGCAGCCUACCGUUGUGGACUUCACCUUUACGGAGAACCCUACCGAGCUGCCGCUGCCUCAGCCACCAAACGUCACUGAGAUCAUCACUGAUCAGAUAGAGUCAGCCACCGCCCGGCCCGACAUAGGCAAGGAGCCCAGCAAAUGCUUUGAGAUGCCUCCAAAUGGUGUGGUCUUCCAUUAUCGCUCAAGCUCAAACCGUUAUGCCUUCACCUUCAUCGAGGCCCAGCUCGCUUGCCAGAGUGUCGGAGCCUCCAUCGCCACUCUGGAGCAGCUGCAGGCAGCAUACAAGGCUGGAUAUCACCAGUGUGAUGCAGGAUGGUUACUCGACCAGACUGUAAGGUAUCCCAUUGUUUUCCCUCGAGAUAAAUGUGCUGGAGAUCUGGGGGAUCGACCUGGAGUUCGGUCCUAUGGUUUGAGGCCAGCAGAUGAGAGAUAUGAUGUGUACUGCUACAUUGAUGGGCUCAAAGGGGAAGUUUUCCAUGUAGGCUCCGCUGAGGGUUUCACCUAUGAUGAAGCUGCUUUUAGCUGUCAAGAGCAGAACGCUGUACUGGCCUCCACUGGAGAGCUUUACGCAGCCUGGAAAUUGGGUUUUGACAAGUGCCGUGCUGGCUGGCUACUGGACCAUAGUGUAAGAUAUCCCAUCAACAACCCCCGCGCUGAGUGUGGAGCUGGGAAAUCUGGAGUACACUCUGUGUACGCGGACCCCAACCACACAAGCUUCCCUGAACUUGAUGCCAGAUUUGAUGCAUACUGUUUCAGAGCGGACCUUCUACUUAUUGCAAAUGAAACUGGACUGAACAUCACAGAUAUCCAGGAGGCCCUUGUUAACCUGACGUCAAUCACUGACCUGUUGAGGCCUGGUGUUCCUUCCAUCGUUCCUCCGAUUCCUGUGGAGACUUCGGGCUCUGGUUCAGGCUCAGCAGAGUUUGGCUCAGGUUCUGCUUCUGGGGAUCCCUCUGUAGACUUGUCUGGCUCUGGAGACAUGUCCGGUUCUGGAGACACUGUAAUCUCUGGAGAUCUUUCUGGUUCCGGAGACCCGUCUGGUUCUGGAGACCGAGUUAUCUCUGGAGAUCUGUCUGGCUCCGGAGACCUGUCUGGUUCUGGAGACCGAGUUAUCUCUGGAGAUCUUUCUGGCUCUGGAGACCUGUCUGGUACUGGAGACCGAGUUAUCUCUGGAGAUCUUUCUGGCUCCGGAGACCUGUCUGGUUCUGGAGAUCAGGUCACAUCUGGAGAUAAAACUGGUUCUGGAGACCUGUCUGGUUCUGGAGACCUGUCUGGUUCUGGAGACCUGGCUGGCAGUGCUGAGCUGCCAAGUGGAGCAUCAGGUUUCAGCAGUACAGAUGCGUCUGGAUCAGCUCUCAGUGAAGAAGGAUCAGGCAUUACCGUUGUUUUUUCGGGCAUUGACAGCAUUGUCUCUGGAGAGGGCUCAGUUUCAGGAGAACUCCAAGAAGCCGGAGAGGGAAGCACACAGAUCCUAAUCUUUCCUUCAUCUGAAGCAGGCUCUGGAAUGUUCAGUGGUAGCGGGGACCAGUCCGGUUCUGGCUCUGGAUCUGGUUUCAACUCUGCAGAGAGUGGCUCUUCCAGCUCUGAGGAAAGUGGGCAAUUAUCUGGCAUGCCGUCUGGCUUCAUUACAACCCAAGACUUUUCCGGGUUCAGUGGAUUCCCAUCAGGAUUCUCCUUUGGAAGUGCUAGUGGACACUCAGGGGACCUUUCGGGAAGUGGAGAUGCUCCAAUUUUACUGAUAGAUGGUGAACUGAUCGAUGCAUCCAUCCCUGUUACCCACAAGGAGCAUGAACUUGGUGGAGGUCAAUUGGACUUCAGUGGCUCUGGAGACAUGUCAGGAUCUGGGAUUCUCAGUGGUGAUUUCAGUGGCUCGUCCUCUGAAAGUGGCUCUGGGUUCUUCUCAGGUGUGACCUUUGUGGGGUCAGGGUUCACCGAACUUACAGGGUCAUCCUCUGGAGAGCAGGAGGCCUCAGGGUUUUUACUAUACAGCUCUGGACAGGGAAGUGGUGAAUAUUUGUCUGGAUUUGGAAGCAUGAGUUUCGUCUCUGGAUCAGGAUCAGGAAUGUCUGGAUCAGAAAUUUCUGGAUCAGGAAUGUCUGGAUCUGAGUCCUCAACAAGCGGAGAAGAAGGAAGUGUUACAUUCUUGACUGGGGAUUUUAUGACUGAGGCAUCCGGAGACACCACACUGUCUAUGGAGCUUGGACAGGGGUCGGUGGAGUUCAGCGGAGAAGGAAUUGGUAGCAGCAGUGGCUUCUAUUCUGGCAGCGGAGACAACCACUUGUUUACAGCCAGUGGCACUUCUUCAGGCGCUUCCUCUGGAGAUUUGCCAGAGGUUGUGCUGCCCUCUCCGUCUAGUGAGUGGACACUGACAGAGAGCACCCCAGGACCAGAGGAGGCCCGUAGUGGAGCUGAACUGUCACAAACCUCCGGUGACAUCUUUGUAACUGACAGUCCUUUGCUUGCCCCAGCAGGAAUGGCUGCACCUCCCACUGCAGCUUUACCAGCCUCUGUUCGGGCACCUGGCAUAGUUGAAGAAAUGGAGUCAGUGGAGGGUGGUUUUAACCCAUGUGAACCAAACCCCUGUGGUGCUGCUGCAUGCACAGUAGAGGAUGGGGUUGCUCUCUGCCAUGAUGAGCAGCACUGUGAAGACGGUUGGACUAAGUUUCAGGGGAACUGCUACCUGCACUUCACUGACAGAGAGAUGUGGCUGGAUGCAGAGCAGCGCUGCCGGGACUUGAAUGCCCACCUGGUCAGCAUCAUCACUCCAGAGGAGCAACAGUUUGUCAACUCAAAUGCACAGGACUACCAGUGGAUCGGGCUGAACGACAAGACAAUGGAGAAUGACUUCCGCUGGACAGAUGGCACACCACUGCAAUACGAGAACUGGAGGCCGAACCAGCCAGACAAUUACUUCAACUCUGGAGAAGACUGCGUGGUGAUGAUCUGGCACGAGAACGGCCAGUGGAACGACGUGCCGUGCAACUACCACCUGCCAUUUACCUGCAAGAAAGGCCCAGUCUCCUGUGGCGCCCCACCAGAGGUGGAGAACGCCCACAUGUUUGGUAACAGGAGGGAGGAAUACCCUGUCAACUCCAUCAUCCGGUAUCAGUGCAACCCAGGGUUUACACAACGCUACCCUCCGGUGGUUCGCUGUAAAACAGACGGACAGUGGGAGAAACCCCAGGUGGAAUGCACUGAUGUGAAAGCCAGAAAAAGAAUACAGCGGAGGAGCAGGAAAGCAGCAGUGAGCAGCCAGCUUCACUAAGAAGGAAAAAAAAAAAGAGGAAUUUAUUAUUUUGAAAGAACACUUGCAGCACACGGAAAUCCAUUUUCCAUUUUAGUGAAGAUGAUUUGAUGGGUUUAAUUGUUGGAAAAAAGCCCACAUGAAGGGUGCUAUAACAUGGUAAUGUGAUUUUUGUCUAUUCUAUCCCCCCGCCCGUCAUAAUAUAUUUUAAUUAUACAUAAUAAUUUUAUUGCUCUGAGUUUAUUUUUAUUGUGUGUAUUGUAAUAUAAUGUUUGAAAUGAAAUCAUUGCUGGGAUACUUUUAUAGAAGGCAGCAUCUGUCUGGUUCACUGUAGUCUGCUGUAGAUCUGUUGGUUGGUUGGUAAGGUACCAACAAGUCAUAUGUUUGUGUGCCCAUAUGGCAUGGCUUAUUGUGAUAUCUGAAAGCAGGGGGGAGAAGUUAAAGGGAAAUACUAAAAGUUCACAUCAGUCGUCAAAGUUCUCCUCCAGGCUCUGUCCUUUACUGCUGGUUUCUGCACUCAGUGUAGUUGAAAGUUUAGUUUUCUGCAGCCAUUUGCUGCCAUUCCUUCCUGUAAUACAGCGUGAAAAAUAACUUUAAUAGCACGAGAAUCCAUUACAGGAAACCUGGUCCAAAAUUUUGAACAUUUCUUGGAGGUGAAUGAUGUCAAGAUGUGUAAUUAGAGUAUGUUUAGUUUAAGAUAUGAACACAUAAAAGAUAAAUAUCCCAUUUGUGUUUAGAAAAGUUUAUAUACAAAGUUUAUCAACACUCAUAUGAGCAUCUAGAUGAUAUCUGGAUAGAAAUUAUGAAUGCACGCGCGGACUACAGAGUAUAAUUGCACUGGUUAGACAGUUUCAUUUGAUCUGUGUAAUGUGAUGCGAUUCAUCCAGGGUGUCCAAACGGCCACCUGAUAAAUCUUCCACUCCAACUUUUAUCUAUUUUGGCGUGUCUUUAAAAGUUGGAGCGGAUGUUUCAGUUCGACUUGGUUUGGAUAUGCAUGUGAAUCUUAAGAAUUCAAUCACAUAAGGCGUGUAGGUUUAUUACAAACUUAGGAGGAGGUUGACACAACCUGACACAAGUCUAAAUUUAGCUGUCAAGAGGACUAGUUUGACAAGAAAUGGUAAAUGUUGGGGAAUCAAACAUUAAGUAUGGAUUUUUUUUUAUGUUAUUAGGAUUAUUGGAUUACCUCUAAGCCUCUGAAGUGGUUUUAUUGGACAUGAUAUCAUGACACCUCCUUAUACCGUAUGAGUGGAAACAGGAAAAGAACAUUAAUUUGGUGAUAAUCAGACUAAACUUCGCCACAGAGAGAAAGCAAACAAAUCCAAGUCUGCUAUGCUAUGCUAUCUCU